Molecule: messenger RNA, 621 nt
Organism: Trachymyrmex septentrionalis
Lineage: Eukaryota; Metazoa; Arthropoda; Insecta; Hymenoptera; Formicidae
Product: GTP-binding nuclear protein Ran
Exons: 2
Biological process (GO): ribosomal subunit export from nucleus; protein import into nucleus
Cellular component (GO): nucleus; cytoplasm
Molecular function (GO): GTP binding; GTPase activity
Source: RefSeq, a predicted model, not a curated record
ACAACAACGAAGCGAUGUUGUUGCGAUUGUCACGCGCGAAAAAGUUGCGUCGCGGCAAGCCGGUCGUUGAAAGAAAUCGCGAGGGAAAAUUCUGAACAAUACCACAAUACGCCGGGCGCCAUUCCCCGCCGGCGCGGUAAGUUGUGUGUUCCUGAUUUUGAGUGAGCUCACGAAAAAUUAAUCGUCAAAAUGGCAAAUGAACCUGAUAUGCCCACCUUCAAGUGCGUACUGGUCGGCGACGGUGGUACUGGCAAGACCACCUUCGUCAAACGGCACUUGACCGGUGAAUUUGAGAAGAAGUAUGUUGCCACUCUAGGAGUCGAGGUCCAUCCGUUGAUCUUUCACACUAAUCGUGGACCGAUCCGCUUCAACGUCUGGGAUACGGCUGGUCAAGAGAAAUUUGGUGGCCUUCGCGAUGGCUACUACAUUCAGGGUCAGUGUGCCGUUAUCAUGUUUGAUGUUACAUCCAGAGUAACGUACAAAAACGUGCCCAACUGGCAUAGGGAUCUGGUCCGUGUCUGUGAAAACAUACCUAUUGUCCUUUGUGGUAAUAAAGUCGACAUCAAGGAUAGAAAAGUCAAGGCUAAGAGCAUUGUGUUUCAUAGGAAGAAGAAUCUCCAG